GUGUGGUGGCUGUAGGAAAUAGUAUGCUAGUGCCAGUUUGAAGUCACUGAAUUCCACCGGCUGUUUCCUUAGUUUCCUCCAGUUUAAAACAUUUAUGCUGGCGCAACAGAUUACCGAAUGUAGUUUGAAUUUUUGGUUUUGAAGUUUUGGAGUAGUUUUGGGCUUGCAAUGCAGCUUUUCAAAAACAGGAUGCACCGUUUCCAUUCAAGAAUUUAGAGGAUGCUAAUAAUGCUAAUUAUAGACUGGGACAGUGAUGAAUAAUCGAUUGUUUCAAAAAAUGACUAUGUGCCUUCAGGUACACCUCAGGAUCGAGCAGUGCAUCCUCCUCCCCAAACAACCUGCUGCACACCUGAACCUUAUUUUGACUUGGAUUGUGAUUGGUGGGAAUCUUUCUGAGACACGACAAGGCCAUGAGGGGCUGGAGCAGAAGCUGAAGGAGGUCUUCACAGAGCGGACUGGCAUCCUGCGUCAACUGUCCAAGACUUCAAAGGAACUGGACAGCAUAAAAGGCAACCUUCAGACACUGAAAAAUGAUGACUCUGUGGCCAAGAAGGAUGUCCAGAGAAUUCUUGAGCUCAGCCACAAGCAGAGGGAAGAGAUGAAGUCCCUCCAGGCCGCCUUGCAGAAGCAGCUGGACGAGGCGACGGAGCGAGCCGAGAAACAGCAGGCUACGAUCAAAUUCCUUAAGAUGGAGAUGGAGAAAAAGACCAAAAUCAUCAAGGACUUGCAACAGGAGAACAAGAGCUUGAAAAAUAAACUUCUAUCAGGCAACAAGCUGUGCGAUGUCCAUGCUGAAGAGUCCAAAAAAAUCCAGGCUCAACUGAAAGAGCUGCGGUAUGGGAAAAAGGAUUUAAUUUUCAAGGGACAGCAGCUAAUGGAUCUGGAGCACAAGUUAACCAUUGCCAAAGAAGAGUUGGAAAAGGCCGCACUGGACAAGGAGUCUCAGCUGAAAGCACUGAAGGACACGGUGCAUAUCUGUUUCUCUGCUGUUCUGCACAACCAACCCACCAGCAGCCACAGAUUCCCUGCACCACCCACCCACUUGUUCAGAUACUCCUCCCUUGUCAACGGCUCCAGAGUCACAUUCCAGCAGCCACAUGCCAAGGAUAUCCCAAAAGUUCAGAGAAUCAUCAUGGCAAGUAAAUCACCUUCGAACAUUGGGGUAAUGAGAAGAGAAAGUAGUCCCAUACUCAAGGACUGCCAGAUGGAAAAGAUUGGCGAGGAAUGCUUCCAAAACCAGACCAAGAAGGAAUCCUCCCAGGACAGUAAAAAGCUGUUUGAAGAACAGCAGCAAAGGAACCAAGCGCAGAUUGGAAAAUCGGUUGCAAAGCCCUCAGAUGACAGGAAAGAAGUGCAAGCAGGAAGCAAAAAGACAAAAAUACACAAAAACAACUGAAUGGAUGGGAUAUCAAUGGCGAUGAAGAAUAAAAACAGAUUUACCUGGAGGAUCUUUCAGAGCACAAACUUGUGCCCACACACAUAUGCACAUGCACUCGCGCACCCACCACACACACACACACACACAGACACAUCAUCGGUUGCAAAAGAGACAGAAAAACCUGUGAUACCUGGAGGACCUUUUUCUGAGCACAUUCUUGUUCCCAAAAACAUAAUGGCACACACACAUGCACACACGCACACAGAUUAUUUUAUUGCAAAAGACACUGGAAUUGUUGGACGAAAACAAGCUUCUCAACCUGCAUAAAUAAAUGGCAUGCAUUCUAGACUUCUAGACUUAUUUUAAAGGUAGCAAUGGCACUGGUAACUUGUUUUAUGAUUGUUCAUUGUUUUUUCAGAGUGAGGACACUACUUUCUACAGUAAAUGUGUUAUUUCUAAAUAAAUCCCUUUCCACUGGUGAGGUCAUGCUAUUCUGUAUUAUAAGUACACCCAUUAACUAAAACUGCUGUAACACCAAACUUACAAAUAUGGUUUGUGACAUAAUAUGGUUUGUAGCCAGAUUAAUUUACUCUCUCCAUAUUUUGAAGUAUAAGCUCUCAAGUUGGCUGGCCAACUUCUUUCAACAUUUCAGAGCUCUUUCUGCCUUUAACAUGCUAGAGGAGAAGAGCCCAAGACUCACAAUGAGUCGUCUCCCAGAGAAUGUGCCAUGCACUGAGUAGUUACUCUUAGCUACAUGUAUCUGUGUUAUUUGACCUUUCUGUGUUCUUUCAAUAAACUGUGAUUUUCAGUAAAUGUGUGAAGAAUAAAUGGAUAUUUGUGGAGAAAACA
Esox lucius (northern pike) is the source of this 2227-nucleotide messenger RNA. It is a transcript of the gene luzp2, whose product is annotated as leucine zipper protein 2. Lineage: Eukaryota; Metazoa; Chordata; Actinopteri; Esociformes; Esocidae. The transcript is spliced from 13 exons. The coding region runs from base 254 to 1396 and encodes 380 amino acids. The record is from RefSeq and is a predicted model, not a curated record.